CGACGGACGACGAAUGUGUGAAGUUACACGCACCGACCGAUUGGCGGAGCACCGACCGAUUGGCGGAAUUGGAGGUCAUUGUCAUUUCCUUCAUGACGCCUUGAAGGUUCGGAGGCUAAGUGUUUGUAUGACACGUGGGAGGCAGGAAGGGAGGUAGGAAGAUAGGAGCGGUAGGAACGGCACGGUCGUCGAGGGCACACAGAGAAGUCACGGUUAGUACACGGUACGGUACUGGUAAGCAUAAGUAUUGAUCCAAAGCUAGCCAAGAAGAACGAGAUCGUUUGUCGGGAAGAUCGAAGAUCCCGAUCCGAGAGCGGUAGGACAGAAUCUUGCCGCUUAAACAAACUAGAGCGCCAGGAGUGGGCAAACAGGGGCAGGCGACGUGGCGCGGCGUAAAGAAAAGUUUGCCAGACGAUCAACCGAUGAUUAUAUGAUUAUAUCGAUCCUUCGGACACCAAUCUGAUCGAUCGAUCGGUCAAUCAAAUAAUCAGGUCAACCAAUCAAUCAAUCAAUCAAUCGGAUCAACUCUCAUUAUCACUUAGUUAAGUUCACCUGAGGCCUUCUUCAUCACCGUACUCGCUUUAUCGUCGUCCUGCGCGCGCGCUCUCCCUCUUCUCUUGUCUUGUCCACCAUAGCCACAUCUCCAUCCUCUUUUAUCUCCUCUCGAUCCGUUCUCUUCCGUCUCUUCCUGCUGAACAUCAUCAUUGUUUCUAGGUCGAUUGAUUGAGAUGUUUCGUAAUCAGUAUGACACGGACGUUACGACAUGGAGCCCUGCAGGGCGCCUUCAUCAGAUCGAGUAUGCAAUGGAGGCAGUAAAGCAAGGCAGCGCCUCUGUGGGGUUGCGCAGCGACACUCACGUGGUAUUGGCCACUCUAAAGCGCGCCGCAUCCGAGCUGUCAUCCUAUCAACGCAAGAUCUUCAAGAUCGACGAUCAUCUCGGCAUCGCCAUCUCUGGGCUGAACGCUGAUGGGCGCGUGUUGUCAAGAUACAUGCGGUCCGAGUGCAUCAACCACAGUUUCGUGUACGAGUCGCCGAUGCCCGUUGGCCGCCUCGUUUGCCAGGUGGCUGACAAGUCCCAAGUCUGCACUCAGCGGUCUUGGAAGCGACCUUACGGUGUCGGAUUGCUAGUGGCCGGCUACGAUUCCACCGGUCCUCAUCUGUAUCAGACCUGUCCGUCAGGCAAUUACUUCGAGUACCGAGCUAUGGCGAUCGGGAGUCGGUCGCAGGCGGCGAAGACCUACCUGGAGAGAAAGUUCGACAGCUUUCAGUCGUGUACUCUCAAGGAGCUGAUUCGACAUGCGCUCUUGGCGGUGAAAGAGUCUAUUCAGGAUGGGGAACUGACUAGCAAGAAUUGCAGUGUGGCUGUGGUUGGCAGAGCUCCCGGAGGAGGAGGAAAGGGAGGAGGGGAGAUUGAUAAAUUCACGAUCCUUGAAGAUGCCGACAUCCAGCCGUAUAUAGACAUGCUAGAUGCUGAAGAACUUCCAACAGCCGUGCAAGAUGAAGACGACGAAGAGAAAAAGGAUGCUCCUGCGGAGCCGGAGCAGCAGCACCAGACCCAGGAUGGUGAAGCUGCUGGAGGUUCUGGCGAUGGCGGACAAGAAGAGGAGGGAGGAGGCGAGGCAAUCCCAAUGGAAACUUAGCCAAACGCCUCGCGUUGUAGUAGGUGAAUAUAAGAAAUCCUUGGUUUUGAUGACGAAGUAAAAUCAUCCUGCUUUUUUUCUUCGCCCUCAGUUCCUCUUUUUUCUCCCGCCCGUAGCCUUCACUCGCUUUCGCCCUUCUCUCUCUCUCUCUCGUGCUUCUUGCCUCUAGAAAUUUCGUACGCGAGAAUUCGAGCGCCGUCGCAAUCUGUUCUCUGACACUUUUUUUUUCUUCUGUUUCUCAGUCUCUCUUCCCUUUUCAUGUUUUUUCUGUUUGAAAUGGAUAUUUCGUAAUUUUCUGGUGAUUUUCGUCUCUUCUCUCUCUCUCCCUCUCUAUCCAUCUCUUCUCCUCUCUCUCUCCUCUCUCCUCUCUCCUCUUUUGUCCUUACUUCGUCUUCUCUCCUACCUAUCCUUCUCUCUUCUUCUUUCUCUCCUCUCCUCUCUCCUUUUUUCUGUCCUUAUCUCCUCAUCUUCCCUAUCUAUCCUUUUUUCCUCUCUCCUUAGGUCGUGCGUUCGCGACUUAAUUCCGUGUUAUAGCUGCCUCUGAGGUUGCUGGGGAGGCAUGGAGGCUCCUUCAUUUCAAAUUGAAAAAAGAGAACAACUGGCGCGUAGUAGUUAAGGCAAUAAUACUCGGUUCCCAGUUCCAUCGUGCUGUGUCCAGCCUUUCCGCCUCCCUUUCCCCCAACCCAUUACUUUCUCUCCUCCUUCCCUCUCUCCCUCCUCUCCCUCUUCUCGCCAUCAUCUCUCUGUCUUCUUUUCCCCCUCUGCCGCCUCUUCUCUCCCUCCUCUCUCUCCUCGGUCCCUUAUCUCUCCUUCUCUGUUUGUGUUUUUUUUCUGUUCACCCGACCUUUCUGCUCUCCCUCUCCCCCGAUCCCAUUUCUCUCUCUCCUCCUUCUCUCCCUCGUCGUUCUCUCCUCUCCCUCCUCUCUGCCGUCUGUGACCUAUUUCCCUCCUCUGUCCUUUCUCCUCGGUCCCUCAUCUCUCCUCCUGUCUGUUUGUGUUUUUCUUGUCCACUCGACCUUUCUUCCUUCCCUCUCCCGAUCCCAUUUCUCUCUCUCCUCCUUCCGUCUCUCCCUCCUCUCCCUCCUCUCCCUCCUCUCCCUCCUCUCCAUGCUCUCGCCGUGGUCUCGCCGUCCACAUCCACCUUUCGCCUCUCUCCUCAGUCCCGCCUCUCCCCCUCCUCUCUGCUCUCCUAUUUCUUCGCAGUUGUAAACAAUUGGUCUCGUUCGUGACGAUCCUGUCGUUGUUCGCCAGUGUCAGUCCGCUGGCCGUCUGUGUUAUGAUCUUGUGAUUUCGUUUCUUGUAUCGAGAAUCACGAAAGAUCUCUUUUUCUUUUCUUCCCCUUCGCCGCACCAGAACUUUGUGAAAAUCAUUUUUGUAGUCUCUUGUUAGUGUCUAUUUCCCGUUUUUUCCCCAACUGCCCCCGUUUUUACAUUGGUCAGCGCCGAGGGUACUUGUCUUCUCACUGUUGCGUUUCUUCUCCCUUCUUCCUGUCCAUUGUUUCCACGAGUACAACCGGAUACAACCUGAUCAUUUUUUUUUUUUGCAUGAUACGACCCGAUCUUAUGUACAUUUGAUUAUGGCGAAUGUGCAUGACGAGACUAUCAGGCGGGGCAAUGCACGGAUUUAAAAAAAUAAAAAUAGGUCUCGACCCUUCCUCCUCUUCUCCUCUUCCUGUUUGUGUCCGUCGCCUUCGUUUCCCUCCCCUUCGCCACCCCCCACACCCCCCUCCUCAUCUUGCGCAUUUUCCCUCCUCUCCUGUCGUCCGCUCCCAUUUUCACCUCCUAGGUCUGCGCUUUCUACUCUUCUCCUUCUGCCAGCUUCCUCCUUAGGUUCGGAGACACGAUACGCGGUGAGUGUUAACGGACUGUUAACGCACUGUCAACAGAAUGUAACGGAAUGACGAGAAGCCCAGUCUGUUGCCGUUGCAGCGCCGUAUCCCUUGUUCUCUGCCGGCCCGGUCUGCUCAGUGGGAGGGCUGGCUCUGCGGGGUGACUGCUUGACACCCUACAGGCCUUCAUUGAGCACAACACCCUCAUUACGACUGUAUCGGACUGAAAAAGUAGCUUGUAGACAUUCGUGAUGAGGGUGCGUGGUGUUCCGGGGAAGACGACUCUCUAUUACGUCUGACUGUUUGUCAUCAUUCCCUUGAAGAAAAAAGACAGCUUUAUUAUCGUCCCCUCAGAACCGGGGUGCCUACCCUAUCAUGCUCUCCCGUCCUUCCUCUGCCGUUCCGCCAACACUUCUGUUAUUCGCGCGCCACUUUGCGCAGAUGCAUGCUCAUCAUUUGACGAUUAGCAGCUGAGUCUGACACCUGACCGGUGCUGGGAGGUGAAAAGGAGAAGUGACAUAAGCCUCGAAUGGAAAGUCUCAGUGAACGGCGGCGGUAACUCUUUAACUGUCAACUUUAGGGCAGUUGUAAAAUCUGGCUUUAUGCUGGAACACUCGCAAUUCGUACAUACACUACCGAGAAAUACGGCAGAAGAGUGUCAUUUUUUCCCUACCAGAACAGAUGCAUGCCCAUUUGACGAUUAACACUCCUGGCAAUCUACCUAGCAUCCUGCCUUUGCGGGACGACUCCCGAAAUUUUUCGAGUUCGAUAAAUACGUAUAGUGAGU
Chara braunii is the source of this 4255-nucleotide messenger RNA. The record is from the annotation of a GenBank genome assembly. NCBI's taxonomy places the organism in Eukaryota, Viridiplantae, Streptophyta, Charophyceae, Charales, Characeae.